Messenger RNA from Hemibagrus wyckioides, 2569 nucleotides. RefSeq names its product matrix remodeling-associated protein 8. NCBI's taxonomy places the organism in Eukaryota, Metazoa, Chordata, Actinopteri, Siluriformes, Bagridae. The transcript has 4 exons. The record is from RefSeq and is a predicted model, not a curated record. The coding region runs from base 177 to 983 and encodes 268 amino acids.
GUGAAAGAGAAGUAGAAGAAGACACGUGAUGUAGAAGCUGGCCUGCAAGAUUACGGAAGGAAACUUAAAGACAAACAAACUCAAAAAAAAACCCUCAAAAAAACCCCCCAAAACAUCAGGUUAAGCAGUUUUCUUUUUCCUCAGCAUCUGUAAACAGGGUGCAGCUCAUCAGCAGGAUGCUUUUGGUGUAUUUCCUCGGUUCGCUCGGCUUCCUGCCCGUUACCUCCGGCCUGUCUGUGCUGCUCGGACACGAGGCCACCGUUCCCUGUAUUCGUAGCUGCUCUAAAGUGGAAUGGUUUCGGAAUGAAGUCCUGGUUUAUAAUUUCACUGCGGGAAAUAUCAGCGUUGCUCCCGAGUUCGAAGGCAGGAUUAAGUUCUCAGAAGCAGACCUGAGAAAAGGAAACGCCUCGCUCACUAUAACCAGAGUGGUGUAUAAUGACAGAAGCUGGUACGUCUGCUCCUGUGAUGGUCAGAAAGGCUGUGACCACUUCCUGGAAGUUCUCGUUCCAACUCCAUUUACUGCUGCUGUUGGUGCUAAAGCUAAGUUGCCAUGCUACGCGGUAACAGACAAACACUCAUCUGCAUCUAACGUCAACGUCCGAUGGGAAAAAGAUGACAAGCUGGUGGUGAAGCUUGAACACGGAGAGAUGGAGACUGGUGAAGAAUAUGAGGAACGUUCUUCUGUCUCCGAAGAGGAUUAUAGGAAAGGAGACCUCUCUCUGACCAUAGACGACAUCAGGCCCUCUGAUGCUGGACUAUACAGAUGUUCGGCUCUGAACGGCCAAAACCAAAUCCCUGAGGUUGUCGCUCUCAUGGUUACAGAUUCUCCAUCACUCUACAGUCCAGCACAUGGUUGGACAGUAGCCAUCGUGCUCAUCGUGGUCUUCAUAGCUGCUGCUGCAGUUCUGUGGGCAUAUCGGGGAAAAGUAUCUGCAUUUAUCCGUUCUCCACCGGAUAACACAGUCCCAGCAGAUGAGGAGUAAUGAAGCAAGUUCUUUUUCUUUUUUUUUUUGAAGGUUUUUAAACAUAAACAGUAUUCUAUUUUUGAUAGCCAGAUAUUAUUUUUAUCUACUGGCAUUAUAUAACAUUAUCUUCUUUGCAAGCGGCUCAGUGGUUAAGGCUCUGCAUUCCUGAUCAGAUGGUCAAAACCUGAGAUCCACCAAACUACCUCCUGACCCUACCUCGUACCCCUGUCCCCUAUUGGAACCUUCUUUUUUUUUCUUAACCAUUUUUAACUAUAAAACAAAAACUAUUAAAAAUCUGGAGUCUUCCAAAGAGUGAAGAUUGGUACAAUAAUCACCAUCAGACCUUUCCUUUCAGUGAAAUCUGAUUGUAAUUACAUAUGUUUACUUGUUUCUCUACUGGAAAAUCUUCAACACCAAAAUAAACUGUUGGUCAUGAUAAAUGAAUACUGUUUUUAUCCUUAUAUUCAUGACGAACAUUGAAAAUAUAAAUAAACAUGGCCUCUAAUCUGAACGAUCUGAUCAUCAGCCCAAAGCCUUAACCACUGAUCAGCAAUAAUUGCUGCUUUUUUACAUUUCACUGCACUUUAUUUACAUUAGGACUCCUAAAACAACUCAAUCUGACCAGGUUUAUCUUUAACAGCACAGCAAUGCCCUAAUAAUUAUUUAAUAAAUAACAGUGUGGAUGUUGUUUACGUUUAUAUUUACAUUUUAUAAUGUGAAACAACAUCAGCAAUAGAACUAAACUGUAUCAAGGGUACAUGUUUAUGGUAACGAUAACACCUGAGAACCAGGGCAUUGGUAUAAACCUGUCAGAGCUGCUAAUGUUAUAGGGGGCCUAUAUUCCAUAUAGGAAAUAUCAAAGUAAAAUUCAAAGAAGCUUUAUUGUCACUUCAGUCAUAUAUAGCUGAUGCAAUACACAGUGAAGUGAAACAACAUUCCUCCUAGACCAAAGGUGCUACACAGAACAAAUGACACAGACAAACAUACAGCUAUGACAUAGAGAUAAAAACUAAACUAUACUUAAGGUGCAAGAAAAAAUAGACAUACAUUUUCCAUGUGAAUUUUGUUUCACACUGUGCCCUGAUGAUUGGAUGUGGAGAUCAGAGUCUUUACAGCUGAACAACACUGAAAGUUCAGCAUGAAUGUGAAGAGACCCUGUACUCUCCUUCAGCUAUCUCUUUCAGUGCCAGUGUUAAAAAUCUUUCCUGAAAAUUACUUGAAAUGUUGAUCAUUUAAAAAAGGAAGUUUGUCCUGCUCCAGAUGUUGGUGACAUCACGUGAUAGCUAAGCUAGGACCAACAUCUGGAGCAGGACAAACGUCCUUUUUUAAAUUAAGUUUUUGUACAAAAACAAACUGACCUCAUUAGAUUCUUCUAGAUUAAUUAUUUAUCAUUCUUAUUUGUAUGUAUUCAUCUAGAACCACUGAAAUGAAGUGAGUGAUAUUUUAAAAAAUGUUGUCCUUUUUUUAAAUGGGAGAUUUCAGAUUUUUUGUAAAUUCCCCCUCUUUCAUUCAUUUCAUGCUUCUGUAAAUCUCUUGCCAUUCUGUCUUUGCUCUGUUUACAUUGUUUAUUAUCAGCAUUAAUGCCUUUUUUCUUUUUUACUUUU